AUGGAAGAAUUGAUUGAAAGAUUUAUAACAAUUACCGGUGCAAGUCGUGAACUUGCUAGCCAAUACUUAGCCCGUAAUGAUAAUGACUUAAUGACCUCAAUUGAAGAUUAUUAUGGAAAUUUGAAUACAUCGAAACCACAAAAAAAGAAAGGUGUCAAUACAUUUAGAGAUUUGAAUGAAGAAGAGGAAGAUGAUAAAACCAACACUAAUUUUUUCACUGGAGGUGAAAAGUCAGGAUUACAAGUUGAAGAUCCAAACGAUAGAAAGAAGAAACCUAGGAAUUUAGUUGAAGAUAUUUUUGAAAGAGCUAGACAACAAAUGGAUCAACCUGAUGAUAGACCCAGUAGUGAACCAGUUGACACCCCCAAAUUCACAGGUACUGGAUUCAAAUUGGGAGAUACUGAGUCAGCUUCCGAAAGAAUACCUGAUGCCCAUGCUGGUUUUAGAAAAUUAGAAAGAGCUACCAGAGAAAUAACUUUCUGGCGUCAAGGAUUCACUGUAGCUGAUGGUCCUUUACUCCGUUACGAUGAUCCUCAAAAUGAAUCUCUUUUAGGUGAAUUGAAUCAGGGAAGAGUUCCUUUAUCUUUAUUGGAUGUAGAAUUUGGGCAAGAUGUCGAUGUUAAUGUUAUAAGGAAGGUUGAUGAAGAUUAUACACCACCAAAAAGAAAAGUUGGAGGUUAUGGAGGCUCUGGUCAUAGAUUAGGAUCCCCAGUUCCAGGAGAACCUUCUCCCGCUCCUGAAGUGGAGAAACCAAAAUCUUCCCUUUCAACAGAUUCAAAUAAACCUCAAGAUACUGGAGCAGGUGAUACCACAGUUCAAAUUAGAUUUGCCAAUGGGAAGAAAACUACUCAUAAAUUCAAUUCGACCGAUAGUAUCACUGUCGUUUACGAUUUUGUCAAGAACCAUGAAUUCUCUGAGCCUAGAGAUUUUGUGUUAAGUCAUUCCUUCCCGGUUAAACCUAUUGCCAAAGAAGGUACCGUUGCUGAUGCUAAGUUGAAAAAUGCUGUCAUUGUUCAAAGGUGGACAUAG
Molecule: messenger RNA, 1029 nt
Organism: Yamadazyma jaroonii
Lineage: Eukaryota; Fungi; Ascomycota; Pichiomycetes; Serinales; Debaryomycetaceae
Source: the annotation of a GenBank genome assembly